Messenger RNA from Phyllopteryx taeniolatus (common seadragon), 4535 nucleotides. RefSeq names its product peroxisome proliferator-activated receptor gamma, coactivator 1 beta (gene ppargc1b). Bases 98 to 2701 code for a protein of 867 amino acids. Gene Ontology annotation, molecular function: nucleic acid binding; transcription factor binding. The transcript has 13 exons. NCBI's taxonomy places the organism in Eukaryota, Metazoa, Chordata, Actinopteri, Syngnathiformes, Syngnathidae. The record is from RefSeq and is a predicted model, not a curated record. Gene Ontology annotation, cellular component: nucleus. Gene Ontology annotation, biological process: positive regulation of transcription by RNA polymerase II.
UGUAAACAGAAGCGCCCCCCGCAGGCCGUCGGCGUCACUGCACCUGCUGCUCCUAUUAGCCGGCCGCGAGGCUUCGCGGCGCCUCAUUCACGAGAAGAUGGCGGACUGCGCACCACUAUUAGAUGAGGAACUCUCGUCCUUCGUCUUCAGUUACCUGACAGAGAACCCCGACAGCCAGUAUGGGGAGGAGGAGGUGUGCUCGGAUCGCCUGGACAGCGAUUUUCCCGACAUCGACCUCUUGCAGCUGGACACCAGCGACUUCGACAGCGUCAACUGUCUCGGCGAACUGCAGUGGUGCAGCGACCAGGCGGCCGACGCCUCGCCGGCCUCCAUCCGAUGCACACCCGAUGAGCUCUUUGAGAUCGAAGAGGAGAACGCGGCACUGCUGGCCGCUCUGACGGACAGCCUGGACGGCAUAGUGGACGCCGAGGUGGGCGGCCUGUCCGUCUUCCCCGCCCUGGAGGAAGACGAGCCAGAGCAGGACAAGGAAGACCGGGACCGCCUUCAUCAUCUUUCUGUCGGCGCAAACCACUUCAAACGCUCACAGGACACAGAGGACCCCUCUCUGCUGAAGACCCUGCUGCUGACUCCGCCCAAUGUGCCUGCGGGUAAAGAUAGCGUCCACGGGCAUCGCUAUAGCAACAGAGGAUUGCACCAGCGAACGGUCCGACCUCCGGUUAAGAUGGACCCCUCUCAGGUGCGGAAGCCCCGCGCUGUGCGUCCCGCAGGCCGCCUGUGCACUGAGCUCCACCGCCACCUCACCGCUGCCCUGCGGGACGCCAUAGAGCCCCCGACACCCGACACGGAGGACGAGGAGGAGGAGGAAGACGACGAGGACAGCGAGUCAGAGGAGGACGAUGAUGAGGAAGAAGAGUCUUCCGGUAGCGAGGCGGAGGCAAGGCAAGGCGAGGCCCGCGCCGAGCCGGCCAAGCCUCAGUUCACCUCGGAGAAAGAACUCCGCUCGGUAGUGGAGCUUAUCACCUACAUGCACACAUACUGCAUGCCCGUGCGCAAGCAACAGAGUCUGGACCGCAAGGACCCGCCCAGGCCUCGGGCUCGACCUGACGCCGCCCGCCCGCCCGUUACAAACUCUCACAGUCGGGUUGUCCUGGUGGCUCCCCCAGCGAGCGGCAGGCCUGGGGGUGCCACCCGGAGGCUUCCCUUCGCGAGGCGACGGGAGAUGAAGACCGACUCGCUUCUCCGUGAGCUCCUGCAACAAAGUAGCUCCUUCGACGUGAGCAAGCCUUACGGACUGCAUAGUCCGCCAUACGCCCAAGCGGGAACGGGACCCCUGCCUUCCAACCGCCCACCCGGCACCGCCACUCCUAAACUGGAUCUUUGUAAGGACCAUUCCUCACCCGAGAGGAGACACUCCUCCUGCGAGGCGCCGCAAAGCCCCGAUGAGGACUGCAGCUCCUUCUUGGUGCGCCGCUCCAGACGUCUGGCCUCCUUCCCCAGCCGCUUUGCCAAGAGGCUGCGGCCCGGGCGGGCCGGGGAGGGUGACAGGAAGGAGGAGAGGGACGACGGGCAAGAUGCGGGCAAGCUCUCGCCAACUCAAGCGGGGGGGCGGACCACGACGGAAGGGAAUGCAACGGAGGCGACCGAAACCUGCUGCCACAACGAGAAGCGAGCCUGCCUGUGUCUGCCUCUCGACGCCGGCAAAUCCACAAGAGAGUUCAGCAGCAAGACCUUCGAGCAGACACUCUGCGUGGAUCUGUGCGGAACUGCAGGUCUUACGCCGCCCACCACACCGCCUCACAAGCCAGUGGAGGAUGACCUCUUCAAGCCAAGCGAGGCCCGAAAGGGUGGCGAAAGCUAUGGUGACGGUGAGGAGUCCGUCCACUCGUCCGUCCACACGUCCGUCCACUCCUCUUCUGGCGGUGUUGGUGGCCUCCGAGGCUCCUGGCUAAGCCGCACGCACCAGCGUAAGCUUCCGGAGCAGACGGAGCUGUACGCCCAGCUGCGGCGCAUGGGUCAGGCCGGAGAUGCCGACGCCUGCCGCGGCUUCGGCGACCACGACUACUGCGCGCUGAGCCUCGGAGAGACCCGCAAGCGCAGCAUCGCCAUGCUAGGCGUAAUGCUGCAGAGGGCCGGAGAACUCAACGCUGGCGACGCCGUGUCAGAAAAUAGCGUCCUAUUCAACAUCGACCAGCCGCUGACAUCUUCGCCGCAGCCCGAUCGCCAAUCGGCAGCCGCCACGCCCCCUGUCUCGGAGGAAGAGGCGGAGCGCUCUGCGGCAUCCCGCUCGCCCUCGCCGACCAUUCACGUGUGUCCCGACUCCCCCACCAGCAAGGCCGACUCUAGUGAACAUUCAGAGAUGUGCCCAGACGACGAGCAGAGGAGCAAAGCCAAAUCCGAGGAGAACUGUCAGGUGUUCUACAUCCACAACCUCCCCAGCAGCAUGACCCAGAACACGUUGAGGAAGCGCUUUCAGGUCUUUGGCACGGCCGAGGACUGCAAAGUCAUCAUCUGUAACGAGGAGCGCUGCGGCGUCAUAAAGAUCCGCCAGUCCGGAAUCCAGCGGCACCGGCGGGAGCGUGAGAAUGUUUUCCAGACCACACCUGCAGGCGGGAGGAGACUGACGAGGAAGCGCUACAUUGACCUUGACGAGGCGGGUCCAGGCCCGGUCAAGAGCAAGUAUGACGCGCUGGACUUCGACACUCUGAUGAAGGAGGCCCAGAAGUCGCUGCACCACCGCUGACUGUCACGCUGCACCGGCCCCGCGCCACGCCGCGACUGUCCCGCCUUAUUAAACACCGCGCCCCGCAGCAGCAGAAAGAAGCGGGUGGCGGAGCGCUGGAGCCCAGCUGACUUUGGGCGGACGUCAGAACUGGUCGCCGGUCAGUCGCAGGGCACAUAAAGACACGGGAAACCAGCCGCACUCACAUUCACAGCGUCACCGAGUGGGAACUGAACCCACGCUGCCCGCACCAAAGUCAGGCGAGUGGACCACUAUACCCACAUUGUACAAUGUACAUACACAAAUUUACUGAUAAACUUACAGGAUUACACAAACGUACGUACAACUAACAUACAGUACACGUCAAAUUACCUAUAUCAACUUAUGUUAAUUUCCAUCCAAGUAUGAACAUAACAUGUACACGUUUGGUCAACUCACAUGCACAUGAGUAGAAUAAAUUCAAUGAGUGAACUGACAUACACCAGCUUGCAUUCAUACAAAUUGACACUAACACACAUACAUCAAGGCACACAUUAACUUCUGAUAGUACAAAAACUUUCCUUCACCACUUACAUCCAUAAACUUACAUCAAUUUACAUAAAUGAGCACUUGGAUAUAAAGCAUAGGUCAUACGUCUCUAUUAGAUUUGCAUUACAAUACGAUCAUAGAAGAUGCUGAGAUCUCGUCGACAUGUCAUCGCGUCAUCACAUGAUCACGGCAAAGCCUUCAAAUCGGCAGGAGGCUCUUCCCCUUCCGCACCGCGCCCCUCCCACCCAAUCCCGAACGCCACUGAGGACGUUUUAUUCAAAAGAACUUUUUCAAUAGCCAUAUUCUAAAAAGGGUACAUACAUAUAUAUGAAUAUAUCUCAAUAUAUAUUUGUGUGUUUGUGUAGAUAUAGCUAGAUGACGAUAUACUUUUUUAUAGAAAACGUUUGUGUUUUGAGAAGACACAUUUCAAGUAUAAUAAUAAGCACUGUCCACUCGGGCUACUUCCAAUCAAUCCAAAUAUGAAUAUUAAUAAUAAUAACAAUAAUCAAACCUUCCAAAGGGAAAAUAACCCCGCCACAAUGCAAUACUUCCUGCUCUUUGUUUGGGAAAAGUUGGGGGGAAACCGGCAACCCCCCCAAAAAAAAAAAAAAAACAACAAAAACAAGUUGGCGGCUUCUAUCUUUUCUUUCCACGUGCUAAAAUGUUGAUUUUCUACUAUUUUCUCAUUUUAGAAAAAUAAUAACAAUAAUAAUUUAACGCACAAAAUAAACUUUUAAGGAUGUCAGAUGAGCACUUGGUAGGCAAAUUAAUCUAAUUGAAACAAUACAUAUAGAUAUAAUAAUAAAUAUAAAAGAAAGAAAGAAAUGUGAGCAGGUGGAACAAAAUAAGAUAAAGGGCAUAUGUUUUAUUUUGACUUCUUGUAAUGACUAUCAAGCUCACCUUUUUUUUUUUUAACCUAAAAUAUGCUGAAUACUUCUAGUGAGAUUUUAUAUUUUUACAUAUGUUCUUUUUUUUAAUUAUUUAUGCUACACUUAGUUUGGCUGUUUUUUGUUUGUUUUUUUUUGUUUUCUUUGUGUGUGAUUUCAUGUCAGGUGAAGAAUGUGGAGAGACAGGCGGAGGGAAAAAAGGCAUUUCAGUAUUUUUGAAUUGUUCAAAUCUAGUUUCAUAGAUGUUAUUGUUAUAAAUUAUAUUUUGAUUGGUGUACAUAGUUUGAAAGAGGAAACACUGACAUUCUUUUCAACUGAAUACAUUUUUCUCUUCAGAGAUUGUUUACAUUAUGAAACUGUAGAGACGUGCUCCUCAUAUACUGUAUAAAGGACAUAUAUUCAUUGAUUUGCCUCCAGAAAUAAAAUCCCAAUGAACAGCA